This is a messenger RNA of Drosophila obscura, 2499 nucleotides long. RefSeq names its product carbohydrate sulfotransferase 11. Gene Ontology annotation, biological process: carbohydrate biosynthetic process. Gene Ontology annotation, molecular function: sulfotransferase activity. The transcript is spliced from 4 exons. Lineage: Eukaryota; Metazoa; Arthropoda; Insecta; Diptera; Drosophilidae. Gene Ontology annotation, cellular component: membrane. The record is from RefSeq and is a predicted model, not a curated record. The coding region runs from base 284 to 1624 and encodes 446 amino acids.
CAGUUGAGAGCGAGGGCCGCAGUGAGCAGCACGGCAAAGCGGAGCAGGCAGAAGAGACCCAGGAAAACGCAACACGUAACAGCGCCGACCAGGUGCUGGAGAGAGGGGAACCCCAAGGAGGCAGGGCAGAGCAGGCAGUCAAAGGAUAGGCAUUCAGUGCUGUAUACACAGGGAGCCACCAAAAAUAAAAGAAAAACUAAAACGCCUGCCGCUCUUCAGAACAUCCGAAGUAUCUUGUGGAACAUGUAGUGGGCGCGACAGGGCGGCGUUCUGGAUUCUUACAAUGAUCAUUCGCCUGCGCUAUGGGAGACGCCUGCAGACCUAUCUGAAGAUAGGUGCCUGUGUCCUGGUGGGCGUCUGCUACUUUGCCUUCCUCUUCCGCGAAUCCCUCAAUGCCUACGAACACCGGGAGCGUGCCACGGCCGCCGAGCUGGAGGCGGAUGCCGCGGAGCCCUCCAAACAGCAGCUCAAGCUCAAGCGCCAGCAGAUGCAGCGCCAACGACUGCUGGCGCAGCAGCAGCAGGCGGCACAGGGCACCACUGGGUCCAAUGCCAGCACUGGCACCUCGGCCACCGCCGCUGUAGCUCCACCGCCGCCGGCCAGCACACUGAAUCCCGUCUACGAUUACUCCGAGGAGCUGCACAGCAGCACGGAACGUGAGCUGCAGCGGAGGCGCGAACACCUGGCCGCCGUCUGUAAGCGCUACAAGCUGCAGGAAAAGUACCCACCGAAUCCCUGGGAGUUCUUUGUGUCGCCGGGCCACAACAAUCUCGUCUGGUGCAAUGUCUUCAAGGCGGCCAGCAGUACGUGGAUGUAUUACUUCAAUGUAUUAGCCGGCUACGAUGUGAAGUAUCUGCAGCGUACAGAGACUCAGCCGCUGGAGCUGGCGCGGAAGCGUUUCCCCCGACCCGAGCUGGCCGAGCUGAUGGAACUGCUGCCCAGUGCGCUGUCCUUUCUGUUUGUGCGCGAUCCGUUCGAGCGGAUACUGAGCGCGUACCGGAACAAGUUGGAGGGCAAUCGGAACACCUUCUACAAGGCAUUGGGCACCAAGAUUGUCCAUCGCUAUCGAAACCACAGUCAGGGCGGACCCUGGCCGCGGUGUGGACCCACCUUCGAGGAGUUUGUGCGCUUCCUCAUUGCCGAACAUCGGGCGCGCAAGCGCUUCGACGAGCACUGGGCGCCAGUCUACAGCUUCUGUACGCCGUGCAGCGUCAACUUUACCAUCAUUGGCAAGACGGAGACGUUCCAGCGCGACUCGGAGUUUAUUAUACGGCAGGCGGGCCUGGAGACGCUGCUCCUGGGCCUGGGUAAGCUGCCGCAGCGCAAGCAGCGCAGGAUCGGCAAUCAGGCGCGCAGCGGCAUCAAAUCGGAGGCCGUGGUCGAGCGCUACUUUGCCGAUAUCGAUCGCUCAACGUUGGACCAAUUGCUCAAGAUAUAUCGCAUUGAUUUUGAGCUUUUCGACUACGACUACCGCAAGUACUACGACAUGGUGCAUCCCUGGAGUCUGGAGCAGAGCACAACCGGCCCAGCAGCAGCAGCCGCUGCUGUUGUGUCCACGACCACAACGACUGUGCCGGCAGUUGCAGUGGCAUCUGGCUCCACCCAGGGAUCAGCGGCGGCGUAGAUUACAGAAGCUCAGUAGGAUCUCCCUGCCCCCACUACCACAUUGCGAUGCGUCGUCAAACAAUCUUAUCAUGUACCUUUUUACACACGAGAAUACGAAACACUUGACACGAAACAACAAACAAGAAACAAACCACACAACAAACAAACAGAACCCAACCGAAAGCUAACAAAUCUACCAAAGUUUAAGGCCAAAAUCAACGUUUUCCAAAAACGCAAAAAAAAACAAACACCAAACAAACAAAAACAAAACACACAAAACAAAACAAAACAAAAACUCUUGACCUCUCUUAGAUAAUGCCAAAGAAAAAACAAAAACAAAAACAAAAAUGAAUGUAUUGUAGAAAGGAGUAUGAAACUUAGUUAGAAUGAAAAUAUAAUGCAUUUUGAUGGAUUUUGCCAACAAAAUUCGUACACGAAUCCCUUAAACCCUUAAGAACGAAAAAUGAACAAACAAUUUUACAACUCCCACACGAGAUCGAUGGACGAGAUGGAUCGUGGCGUGGCGUGGAGUGGUGUGGCCUGUGUUGUGUUGUAGCUAGUUGUUUAAGUACCUACAAUUUACAGUUGCACUUUCAACCAAUGAACAAAAAAUAUGAUAUAUAUAUAUAUAUACUAUAUAGUUAAACGAUAUAUACAGACCUCUAUACCAAUAUCGCGAACGCUAUUCUUCAAAGGCAUGACUGGGAGAGUUAUAUACAAACCACAAAGUGAGAAAUCGUCUUAAACCAAAGGAAGAAAACAAAAACAAAUUCUGUAUUUACAUAUAUUUACAACCGAAUUCCCCUCUCCCACCCCACCCACAAAAACCCUCAACAACCACAACAUAUGGUACUUACUAUGCAUAAGCUAUUAUACAUAUAUAUAGUAUAUACC